This is a messenger RNA of Strongylus vulgaris, 561 nucleotides long. Lineage: Eukaryota; Metazoa; Nematoda; Chromadorea; Rhabditida; Strongylidae. The record is from the annotation of a GenBank genome assembly.
AUGGUAUCAAUGGCCUCUUGUGCUGUAGGAUCCACGCGAGGAUACGACGAACUGAUCAGGCAUGCUAUACAUGUUGUGACCGAAAAACGACCUUAUGCGAAGUGGGGUACUGAAACCAAGUUCAGUACAGGCAUUGUGGAAGCAAGGCGAAUUCUGAAUGAUCUACACCUUUUGUUAGCGAAAGCACACUACUCUGAGGUUUUUGUCGAUCAAAUGAGUCCCGAUGUUGUCGGUAUUACAAGACAUAAUCCUGUAACCCAUGAUACGGUGGUCGUUGUUUCGCACACAGCCUUCAAUAAGAAUGCUGUAAAUAGAGAUAGAGUUUAUCUAAGACACAUCCCGAUAGGAGGUGUUCUGGAAGAGAUCUUAUUUGAAAUGCGAAUGGAUCAAGUGGAUCCAGAGUCCAAACCGGAGAGCGAUGACUUUCUCUUGGGUCUCACCAAUUACAAAGUUUCCAUUCGUCAGCGCAUAACACCUGAGCAUGCAAAGAUGUGUGUUGUUCACGGGCAGCAGGAUGGUCAUAUUGAGUUGACUGAAUUCCCGAGUGGUUCGGUGAUCGCG